Parasteatoda tepidariorum (common house spider) is the source of this 871-nucleotide messenger RNA. The record is from RefSeq and is a predicted model, not a curated record. NCBI's taxonomy places the organism in Eukaryota, Metazoa, Arthropoda, Arachnida, Araneae, Theridiidae.
CCGUAAUCCGCUGUAGUAUCGUCUUGUUUAUUUUGAUUUCGUGAGUUGCGUAAUUUAAUUUUGAAUUUCAAAAUUAGAUAUUUCUUAUAAAAUAAUUAUGUUGCCUCCUCAAAUGGGUGGUGGACCUCAUGGUCUUGGUGAUCCUGAUGAUACGUCAUUACGGAAAGUGGAAAGAGAAAUAAUGAUUCCUACAAAGAUACGAGAAAAGGCGAAGAAAGAAAAAUGUGUAGCAGAGGGUGAAGUUUUUUCUAAAUGUUGUAAAGAAGCCUCAUACUUGAUGACUUGGAAGUGUAAAGCAGAAACCAAGGCUCUUAAUGCUUGCUUAGAACGGUGGUAUAAUGAUGAAGGAUUAAAAAAAGAGUGUACAGAAGAAUAUUUAAGACAAAGAUCAGAGUACAGACAAACCGGCAAGAAUCAGAAGUUACGAAGAAAAGAAUCGGUGUUAUAAUGUCCUAAAGGGUUAUUAGAAACUCAAAAAAGAAAAAAAACGUCUCACUUAUUUCAUUUUUGAUAUGUGGAUGUUUAAAAAUGUUUCAAAUGUUCAGUUUCAAAUUAACUAGUUUGGAAUGCUUCUCUAGUUAAAACAAUAGAGUAGUAUAACUAAUUGUGUGCUUCGAAAUUUUCUUUCAAUAUUUUUACUUUCUUUAAAAUGUUGAAUUAUUUCAAAUUCACCUCAUACAUUUAAAUAUGUGUUAAUUCUUUAAUUACUCUAGGUUAAUAAUAACUCUUGUGUAACGUUUAUUCUGAUCUGUGUUGCUGUUUUUUUUCCAGAAACUAUACUACAUCAAUGUUUGAGUACUAUCUGUAGUGAUUUAACUUGUGCUAAAAUCUUGUACAAUUUAUUAUGGUACUAUUAAAAUUUGAAAUUAUA